GUUUCUUGGUCUUCUGUAGUUAUUCUUGGCCCAAGUUGAAAACAAAAGAAAUAAUCGUUGUGGUCAUCAAGAUUUCAAGCAAGGGCUAUCUCCUAGUUUAGCUCGAUCAUUCUCUAUUUGUGCAGCAAAUCCACCUCUUUUGGCAUCGAGUAGUGCAAUGACUUGGUGAAUUGGGGUGGAGGGCAAAUCUCAUUUGGCAAUUUGUACUUGGCUUUUGAAGAAGAAAGAAGAUUUCUUCAAAGCCCUUUAGCAAUACAUAUGCUCGUACUCUCUGGGUUGUGGAGGAGUGUGUUCAAUUUCAAUCAUCUUAACACCGGUGAAAAAGCCUCUCUUGGUCUUUGGUCCUCGAGACUAGUGAUUUGGAAUUCCUCACUGAGUGUGCUCUUCACUCCUUGCGCAAAUUUCACCCCACUAAAUUUGUUGGUGAAACUUGGCGUCCACUCUUAGGGCAAAUCUUCUUUGGCAUUUCGGAGUCUUCGAACUCCUUCUAUCCCCAUAAUAGUUAUUGGGCAAAUCUCCUUUGGCAUUUGGAGUGUUUCUACUCCUUCUAUCGCUACCUUUGAUUCCCCUUCUGGGCAAAUCUUGGGCAAAUCUCCUUUGGCAUAUUAUCUCCGAUAGCGGAGGUAAUUUUAUCUAUUUAUAUAAAAAAACAAAUUAGAGGCAUCAUAGUUUUGUUCUUGAGCUAGGCCUCCAAUCCCUGUUUUAGCUAAUUGUUUGAAGUAUUCAUUCCGUCUGGAAGAGGUUGCCGGUUGGAACGAUAUCUUACAACUACAAAGUAACUCAAUCGGAGUUAGCAUUAUGGAUUCGUUGCAUAGCGACUUUGACAGUUUCAGUGAGAGCAGCAGUUCCGAGGAUCAGGAGGACAUUGAAUUUCUGUAUGGUCCACAGGCCUGCAACAUUUUCUCGUCGCUUGAGGAUUCCAUCCAAAAGAUAGACGAUCUUCUCAUGUUCGAGAGAGGAUUCAUGAAUGGCGAUGUGGUUUGCCUGGUUUCAGAUCCAUUAGGACAAAUGGGAAAGGUUGUCAAUGUGGACAUGACCGUGGAUUUGGAAAAUAUGUUUGGUACUAAAACACAAAACGUUGAUUCGAAGCAUCUUCAGAAAAUACAGUCAGUUUCUGUUGGGGACUGUGUGAUAUUCGGACCGUGGCUUGGGAAAGUGGAAAAGGUUGUCGACCGUGUUUCCAUCCUGUUUGAUGACGGGACGAAGUGUCAGUUAAAUGCCGAGGGUCCUGAGAGGAUCGUUGCUCUAUCUCAAGAUUUCACUGAAGAUCUGCCAUAUCCAUUUUAUCCCGGUCAAAGAGUUCGGGUUGAGUCAUCCGUUUCAAGAUCCACUCGCUGGUUGUGCAAUAUUAGAAAGGACAAACACGAGCAAGGCACCGUCUGCGAUGUGGAUGCAGGGCUCGUGUAUGUUGAUUGGCUUUGUUGUGCCGUUUCGAGUGUUAAGAAAGGACCUACUCCACCAUGUUUGCAGGAUGUGAAGAACUUAUCUGUGCUGCCUUGCGGUCAAACGAAUUGGCAGCUCGGUGAUUGGUGCGUUCUUCCGAUCGAGCAGAGCCUGCCAUGUUCAUAUGCAUCGGGGCUGCCCAAAGGUCGGAAACAAUCAGAAAUGUUUAUUAGUAGAGGGGACCCAAGUGCUAAUUUUCAAAACAUUGCUGUUAUCGUAAAGACAAAGACUAAAGUCGAUGUGCUUUGGCAGGACGGGAGCCAAUCGCUCGGAUUGGAUUCACGUCUGGUCUACCCUGUGAAUAUUGUCGACGAUCAUGACUUUUGGCCUGAUGCAUUUGUGUUGGAAAAGGGAACAGUGGAUGAUGACUCUCAAGUUCCCGGGUCCCAGAGAUGGGGAAUUGUAAGAAGUGUGGAUCCAAAGGAGCGAACUGUGAAGGUGAAAUGGUGCAAGUCGUCUCCGGAUCUACUUGACUCCGAGGAAGAACAAACAGAGGAGAUUGUGAGUGCUUAUGAGCUGGUUGAACACCCCGACUACUGCUACAGCUUGGGCGAGGUAGUUUUUAGGGCUGAGAAGGGCAUUCUCGAUUUCUCAGAUGGAGAUUGUCUGAACCAGACAGUGUCAAAUAUUCACACGGGAGAAAGAACUGAUUUGGAAGCCGUGGAAAACAGCAGAGAUCAGACUGUAUAUCACAACAAGAAGUUCCUAUCUCAUUUCGGGACUGUGGUGGGCCUCAAACACGAGGCUGUACAGGUGCAAUGGGCCACCGGUGUUGUAAGUAAGGUUGCACCAAAUGAGAUCUAUAGGGUCGAUAAAUGUGAAGGCACAACUGCUUCUGUGCUUGGUGACCAAACUGCUCAACCUCCAACUGAGGAACUUCCUUUGAAGAGCCAAUUGUCGGGCCAAAAGUCAAAGGAUGUCUUUGGUUUCAACGAUGACACUCCGAAAGACUCCAGCUCACAUUCCAUAUCUGAAGUUGCACUAGGGGUUCUGACACGUAUGACUACAAGCCUAUUUGGGACUCUGGGCACGUCUCUGUUUAGUGGAUAUAGAUGCUCAGAAGUUGAAGACGUUCCACAUGAGGAGGAAGCACUCGAACUUUGCAGUUUGAACCUCGUUGGCCAACUUCCGGUGGUGGAUAAUAUGGAAACACCUGAAAAGAUGACUUCACUGCAGAUCAAACAAGCUAACGACGAUAUUACUUUGCCCUCGGGCAGCAAGCAUUUGGGGUUAUUUAGGCAGUUUGACAUGGUUAAUGAUUGCUCGGACCACCACUUCAUCAACGAGUCCAGGAUGGACCUGCAGUCUCCCCAGUUGAAACGAGGCUGGUUAAAGAAGGUUCACCAAGAAUGGAGCAUUCUUGAAAAAGAUAUUCCUGAAACGAUCUAUGUGCGUGUCUAUGAGGAUCGAAUGCAAUUGCUCCGAGUUGCAAUUGUAGGCUCUGAUGGGACCCCAUAUCAUGACGGAUUGUUCUUCUUCGACAUCUAUCUUCCCCCGGAAUAUCCCAAUGUGCCACCGAUGGUUUACUAUAAUUCUGGUGGACUUCGCAUCAAUCCAAACCUUUAUGAAUCGGGAAAGGUCUGCCUCAGCCUCCUGAAUACAUGGACGGGAUCAGAAAGUGAAGUUUGGAAUCCGGGAUCCUCGACUAUCCUUCAACUGUUACUCUCUCUCCAGGCCCUCGUGCUCAAUGCUAAGCCUUAUUUUAAUGAGGCUGGAUACGACUCACAGGUGGGCAAAGCCGAGGGUGAGAAGAACUCAUUCAGCUACAACGAAAAUGCAUUUCUUGUCAGCUGCAGGUCGAUGAUGUUCCUACUACGCAGGCCUCCAAAGCAUUUUGAGGCCCUUGUGGACGAGCACUUCAGAAGCCGGUGCAAAAAUAUCUUACUGGCCUGUAAGGCAUACAUGCGAGGAGCUCCUAUAGGGAAUGCAUUCGAGUGUGGAAAAGCUGAAGAGGAAGUCGAGAGCGGAAGCUCAACUGGAUUCAAGAUAUUGCUCGCCAAGCUCUACUCUAGGCUUAUCGAGACCUUCUCUGACAAGGGCAUCGACUGCUCUGAUUUCUCGGACCAGGUUCCAUGAUAAUCUACCUGUAUUUAGAAAUAUGCUAUGCUGGUGUCUGAAAACUACUGGUUUGCUGUUCCAUUGUGGUGUUUGAUGAUGUGUGCUAUGUAUAUGCAUGUAGGGUGGGGGUGGGGUGGGGGUGGGGGGGUUGAAUAAGUUUCACUGAUUGUAAUAUAAUAUGGCUUGUAAUAUGUACUAAGUAUUGCUACAUUGUGAAAGUUAUGAAAUUGAAUUAAUAUAAUGAAAGCUAAAAUGAGAUAUUGACAAAAA
This is a messenger RNA of Salvia miltiorrhiza (redroot sage), 3771 nucleotides long. Its product is annotated as probable ubiquitin-conjugating enzyme E2 24. Bases 799 to 3519 code for a protein of 906 amino acids. The transcript is spliced from 8 exons. The record is from RefSeq and is a predicted model, not a curated record. NCBI's taxonomy places the organism in Eukaryota, Viridiplantae, Streptophyta, Magnoliopsida, Lamiales, Lamiaceae.